AUGUGGCUGUUUAGUUUUUGGAUUUAUCCGAUUGCUCUCCUCUUGGUUUGCUCGGAAUUGGUGCAAUCAUGCGCUGAUUUUAUAUUUGUUAUCGAUGGUUCGGCGAGUGCACCACAGCAAUUCAAGCGUGUCAUCAGGCUUCUCAAGGGCGUUGCUGAUGAACUACGCAUCGACUCGACUGGUCAUCGUGUCGCAAUUCUUGAAUACAGUAGCUUGGCGAAGGCCUCAAAAUGGCGUCGAUAUUACUUCGAACAUAUCAGCGUAAGGCUCCUAAAGACAUUUGGUUUAUUCAUCGCAUUUCGCUGA
Anisakis simplex (herring worm) is the source of this 306-nucleotide messenger RNA. NCBI's taxonomy places the organism in Eukaryota, Metazoa, Nematoda, Chromadorea, Rhabditida, Anisakidae. The record is from the annotation of a GenBank genome assembly.